GUUCGGUUAAUUAACUGACUUAUCUUCAAUUCUUCCUUUCAAAGUCCGUCCAUUCCCGGAGUUUUCUUUCCCACUCUCAAAUCUCCGUUCUUGCGAGAAAUUUCACAAACCCAUAAAAAGUUUUUGAUUUGCACUCCUGAAUUCCGAAAAGGGUUGGCUGGUUUUUAGUUGUUGUUCCACAGGAAAAGAAGAAAAUGCUGAUGAUAGCUCAAUCCACCAUUUUUCCUGCUUUAAAGCUACCGGACUCACCACUGCGACUUCCGAAUCCAAUUCUGAGUCCAACCCACGAUUCUCGUAUCUCAGCUUCAUUUCAGUGGCCAUGGUUUCAUCCCAAGCCCAGACUUCCGAAGAAUUUAUCUUAUCAGAUAUUUGGAAAGGAACUGAGAAAUAUUUUGAUGUCACCUUUACCGGGAGUAGAAGAGAAGAGAAGGCUGAUAAAGCUCAGGAGUUCCCUUCUUGCGUCAUCUUAUGAAACUGAGAGUAAUCACCCACUUGAAGCCUGCCAUCAUCAAAAUUAUGACUCAGUGGCUAAAUCAUCAAAUUCAACGUCAGUAAUGGAGAAAAGGAAGAAAAGAAGGGUCUUUUUUUUGGACGUCAAUCCUCUUUGCUACAAGGGCAGCUCUCCCAACUUACAAUCUUUUGCUCAUUGGGUUUCCCUUUUGUUCUCCGAAGUUAGCCGCUCCGACCCCGUCAUUGCUGUUGUGGAUGGGGAAAGAGGCAAUGAGUACCGCAGACAUAUCUUGCCAUCAUAUAAAGCAAACAGGAGGAAAUUUUCUGCUUUACAAAGAGAUUCCAAGAGUAGUGUUGAGAGGACACAUAAACUUGUCUUUGAUGUUCUUCAUGAUUGCAAUGUGCCUGUGGUGAAAAUCGAGGCUCAUGAAGCUGAUGAUGUUGUAGCAACACUUGUGGGCCAAGUAUUGUCUCGAGGAUACCAAGCUGUCAUUGCAUCUCCUGACAAAGAUUUUAAGCAAUUGAUUUCUGAAGAUGUGCAAAUAGUUUUGCCUAUUCAGGAGCUUGAUAGGUGGUCAUUUUACACCCUGAACAACUACAUAUCUCAGUAUGGUUGCGAUCCGGUCUCUGAUUUGAGUAUGAGAUGCUUCUUGGGCGAUGAAGUUGAUGGUGUUCCUGGAAUUCAAAAGUUUUUUCCUGGUUUUGGUCGAAAGACUGUGGUAAAACUCUUAAAGAAACAUGGCUCUCUGCAAGACUUGCUUAAUGCUGCUGCUGUAAGAACUGUUGCCAAACCAUAUGCCCAAGAUGCCCUCAUAAAGUAUGCUGAUGAACUGAGAAGAAACUACGAAGUACUUUCUCUGAAGAGGGAUGUUGACGUACAAAUUCAAGAGCCUUGGCUGUUUGAAAGAGAUCCUCACAAUGAUUCAGUUUCAAUAUCAAAGUUCAUCAGCUUAGUGAGAAAAACGGAGACCUUCAAUUGGCGAAGAGAGUCUUGUUUGAAGGGUUAAACUUCCAAGUGGAUGCUGAAGUCUCUAAAAGGUUGGAGCACUUGUCACUGAUCACUUUUGUUUAACAUUCUUCUCAUAUCUAAUUCAUUGCUUAAUAUUAUUAUUGCUGUUCGAGAUAAAAAUUCUAUGCAUAGUUCACUGUUUAAAAACUCCAUGGUUCGAUGAGGUUGCAAAAUCUGUUGUGUUCUUGCUGUUAUGCACUUACGAAAAAGUGUUGAAUAUAUAACUAUGAUUUUUUUAUUUUCUUUAUUAAUAUUUUUUUUAGUAUUUCCAAGGCACUAUUGCUAUUAAUCUGCUUGUUAAAUAAUGAACAUCUCAGAGAGUGGUGCAAUUAGCCUGAAGUGUGGUAUGGUAUAGGACACUGUAAAUUAGUUAAAGGGAGGAUGCACCCUACCACUCAACCACACCCUGGCUUCAUAAUGGGUUCAUUUGGAUAUGAGACGACAGUGGUGGGAUGGCCAAACAGGGAUAAGUUGAGCAAAAUUCAGAUGGCAAUUAUUAUUUACUACUACUACUUUAUUAUGGUAUGGGACCGGGCGUGGCUUUGGUUAACUGACUUAUCUUCAGUUCUUCCUUUAAGUCAUUCCCAGGUUUUUUAUCCAACUUUCAAAUCUCAAUUCUUGCAAUAAAUUUCACAAACUCAUUAAAAGUUUUUUAUUUACACUCCUUAAUAUCGAAAAGGGCUGGCUGGUUGUUAGUUGUUACAGAGGAAAAGAAGAAAAGCUUGAUGAUAGUUCAGUCCACCAUUUUUCCAGCUUUAAAGCUAACGACCUUGUUGCUGAGACUUCAGAAUCCUAUUCUAAGUGCAACCCAUAAUUCUCGUUUCUCAGCUUCAUUUCAGUGGCCCAACUUCUUUUUUCCAAAGAAGUUCUCUUAUCAGGCUAACAAACCCUUUUUGCAAGCUUUAUUUUUUAUUACUGUUUUGGGUUGUUGGAGUUGUCUUCUUCUUUGGUUCCCUCUGAUACUGAAUUUUGUUUUUUUUUUUGUGAGUUUCUUUGCUUUCUCUAUUUGGUAUAUAAGUCAUGCUUGUAGAGUUCCCUCAUUUGAUUUAACUCUGUAAAAUAUUGCCGUCGGUAAAAUGGGCCACUUGUAAUUGUGAUUGUUGGAUGCAUUCUGUCUACUUUGAUACCAACUACUUGUGUAAAAUCCCAAAUCCUAACAUUGUUGUAGCGGUACUUUUGCUUUUAUGUCCAUUUUUGGCUGUGGUAAUCUAAAUUUUCAGCAGAAAUUCAACUUGACAUUCAAGUCCUCAUUUCAUGGAGACAAGGAGAAGGGAAAGUAGCAGCGAACUAAGUAAAACAGAUAAAGGUGCUUUUUUG
Molecule: messenger RNA, 2776 nt
Organism: Oldenlandia corymbosa var. corymbosa
Lineage: Eukaryota; Viridiplantae; Streptophyta; Magnoliopsida; Gentianales; Rubiaceae
Source: the annotation of a GenBank genome assembly